UUCGUUCAUUUCUGAUUGAUUGUAUCAUUAUCAUUAACGCUAUCUACAGAGACAAGAAACUUUAUUCCUCGAAAUGCGGAUUAUUAUUGGACAUGGCAGUAUCUGAUAAAUCAGUUGCUGUAUCUUUGACCGCAGAUAUCUCGUCUGAUAGUGCAGUAAGUGAUGAGUGGCAAGAACUAACUAAAUCAGACUAUGCUAAAGUUAUAUUUUCUGACCUAUUGUAUAAUGUAACUUCAGGGACUGUGGAAUGUAAAUUCCAAAUUACAGAUAAUGUGCAUGAAGACCCCAACGACUAUGUUGGAUUAUUCCGUAUAGGACAUGAAGAUUUAUCACAAUGCCUUGUGUCUAAAAUGUUGUCUCAAACAACAUGUGAAGAUGAUGGUAAACUUCAGCGUUGUGUUUUUACAUCUGAUGAGCUCCCCUGUCUUAAUGAUGGAUUCUAUCAAUUCCUUUAUGUGACUCGUGACCAAGAAGUCUGUGGAGCUAGUAUGCCUUUCUUAAUAAACAUGUCACUUGUUCAGCUAAAAGAAAGUCCUACAGACAGCAGUGCUUCAGAAAAUAUGGAUGGUGGCUUUCUCUUAGUGAGCAAUGAAAUAGAAGGUAAAGGAAAAGAGUCUAAUGAGCAUAAAGAAACAUCAACACAAAGUGUAUUGUCUGAACAAAAAAAGGAAGAAAUUGCUGCUUGGGUUUCACAAAAUCCAGACUAUUAUUUGUUAAUUGAACAGAUAAAAGAACACACUUUUACCAUUGAUGCUUUACAGCAAAGUAAAGAUCUUGCUAUGAAGGAAGUGGCUCAGCUGUAUGAAAUUUUAAACACCCAAAAUGGGGAGUUAAUUCAGUUGAAAAAUAUGUUAGCUGCCUAUGAAGAAAAGAUAAAAAUGAGUCAGUGUCUCCAAGAUGAGAAGAAUGCAGCUAUUACUGAAAUGAGAAAAUCUUUGACAGCCUAUGAAGAAAAAAUAAAAUUACAUGAGUGUCUUCAAAAUGAGAAAGAUGACAAGUUAAGUCAAAUGAAAAAAGAAUACCUUCUGCAAGAAGAAAAAUUAAAAACUAGUCUUGCCUUUCAAGAUCAGCAACAAAUUGAGAUCACUGUUCUGAAAAAGAAACUAGAGGAAAUGAAAGAGAGGCAGAAAGCAAAAGAAUGUUACCAGGUAACUACUGAAAAGGGAGGACAUUCUAUGGAAACUGUAUUACAGAAAACACAGGACUUGGUAUGUAUCAUUAGUGCUGCAAUAAAAAAUCUUGACUUCACGGAUGAAGAUGAAGUGGAGAAAUUUUUUGAGUUGAAAACUCAGCUGCUCAUUAUUUUGAGUAAAAUGGCACGAGCAACUGACCUGGCCAACAUUUGUGACCGAAAUGGAUUGCAUAAAAUAAUUCAUUCUGUAAUUGAAAAGGAUAUGAAAGGAAACAGCUGUACUGUACCCAUGACAUGUGCUUUUGAAGAUAAAGAUCCAGUAUUGGCAAUUGCUACAAAUGCAGGUCCAUCCAAACUUAAAAUACCUGAUUUUCCUACAUCUUCAACUGCUAAAAUUCCACCAUUAGUAAAUUCAAGAGAUAAAGAGGCUGCAAAUGAAGAUGCAUCAAAGAAAAGUGCUCAAAGAAUUUCUGUUAAUAACGCUUUUGAAUCAGAAGUGUUGGAACGCCAAAUCAUUGAAUUGCCCAGAUUGGAUGUUAUUAAUGAAGCCACAGUCAAGACAUUACUGGUGGAUAAGCCUUUGGAUAUAGAAGAUGUAACUGUUAUAAACAAAUUGACUGAAAAGAUCAUUAAAAGAAGUUUCAAUUUAUAUGAAAUAAUUGAGGUAGAUGAUUCUUCCUCAGAUUCUGGAUCAGAUGCAAGUGAAAUUUCAGAAUGUUCUACAUCUUUAAAAAAAGAUUUGCAAUCUGUGGGCAGAAUAAUGCAAGCUUUAUCAUGUCUCUCUAAUCAGACUAUUUUGGAGCAAUUAAUUGUGACUGAAAAUGAAGAGGACAAAAAUCUGAUACAUAGGAAUGAUUGGCAUGAAUUACUGCAAAAAUGUGCAUUGCGUUAUCAAAUAGAAAUUUUGUUCGAGCACAUUGAAAAACAGAAGGAAGGCAUCAAAAAGGUGUCUGAGAAGAUUUGCGAUUUACUCACGAAGUGUAUGGUAUUGAAUGAUGAAGUGUCUGACUCAAAAGCUGUACGUGAAAAAUUGCAGGCUGUUAUAGAUAAGAAAGACAUGCUUAUUGAAAGACUGAAAGGAGAAAUUGAAUUGAAAAAUAAUGUCCUCCUUCACUUUUGUAGUCAAAAGGAAGUACUGGAAUACCGAAUGGAACUUGCUGAAAGAACCAUUGAAGACUUUCAUGCUCGUAUUGUAGAAGCUUCUAAUUUAUAUAAACAGCAAUAUAAAGAAAUCGAGAGGCUGUCCAAAAAAUUAAGAAAGUAUAAAUCGGUGAAAGAUAAGCAGAUGAAAUCUUCUGAAGGAGAAUCCUCUCAGUCUUUAUGUGAGAGCUCAAAGACCACAUCUUCCUUUGAAGUGGUGAAAAAGGAUUCAGUACAAAAUAUCAAUGAUUCUGAUACUGGUGAACACAUGUUUGAAAAAGCUUCAUUAAUUUCAAAUGAGAAAAACAAUGAUUCAAAAUCCAGUUCUAUGGGCCAUGCUGCAAUUGAGUCUGUUGCGGAUAUUUUAAAUGGCAAAGCAGAAGAACCCAUCUUUGAUGUAUGUACUGCGACACACAGCAUGAAACAUAAACAUCCUAACAAUUCUGUACAAGGAACCGAAACACAAACACUCUCAAACAAAGAGUUAAAGACUCCCACUGAAAAUUGUUCUGGUCACCUCAGCACAUUUGAUGAUUUAUUACCAUCAAUCUAUGAGUCUAAAAAUGAAAAUUUGGCUGCCCAGACAACUGCCAGGAAUACUGAAAUUGUUGAAGUCAAAUCAAAUCAGGCUUCACUUUUUUCAGAUUUUGCAUCAUAUGAACAUUUUCAAGAAGUAAUUAAAGGAAUUUUUGCAAAUAUUAAAAAUCCUGCAACAUCAAGGAAUUCACUGGAAUGUUCGAUCUCUUGCUAUGUUUGUAAAGGGAUGUUUUUUGUGGGCCCUGAUGGUCCUGAGGAUCUGAUAAAUCAUCUUGAAAGUGAACACUGGAUGAAGACAUGUCCAUUUUGUGGUCAGCUAUUUGAAGAAGCAGUUCCUCCAAAAUAUUUUCAUAUCCACGUUGAACAGCAUUUUGAAACUGAAUAAAAAUUCUGUGUCUUUUUUUUUUAUAUCAUUGUACUAGUUUUUAAUAAAAAUAUUAAAAAAAAACAAAAACAA
Argiope bruennichi is the source of this 3266-nucleotide messenger RNA. Its product is annotated as tax1-binding protein 1 homolog B-like. The coding region runs from base 93 to 3194 and encodes 1033 amino acids. Lineage: Eukaryota; Metazoa; Arthropoda; Arachnida; Araneae; Araneidae. The record is from RefSeq and is a predicted model, not a curated record. The transcript has 32 exons.